CUAUUUCGCAAAGCUGCACGCAUACAUAAUAGAAGCCAGUCGUCUAGCGGCGUUUUCAAAGAUCUGUGCAGACAAACGGUGCAAAAAUGAACCUGGCCCCGUUUGUUUUGCACGCCCUGCUUGUCACAAUAGGGCAUUGUGCUCCGCGGUGUGAACCCGUCGAUCAAGCACUAGGCUAUUGUCAGACUCAGCCUGUCGAGACAGCACAAUGUAUAAACAAUCACCUAAGUUACUGUACUGUUGCGUCCUACUCAAAGAUUAUGUUUCCCAACCUGAUUGGUCAAGUGUCGAGAUUAGAAGCAGAGAUGAGCCCAGAGUAUGUUCUUAUUAGUGUCUUGGACAACCUGCUGAAUGGGGAAUGUACUUUGGACCUCAAAUUGCUGGGCUGUUCCAUCAUAGCACCACGAUGUGAGAACAACGUGAUUCUGAAACCCUGCAGACAUUCUUGUGAAGCACUUAAAAGAGACUGCCAGCAUACAUUUAAAAUGAUAGAAAUGGCAUGGCCAUAUUUCAUGGACUGUGAUCGGUUCUUUGUAAGUGAGGAAGAGGGUUGCUACGAUCCAGUAGGAAGAUACACAGAAGAAAGUAUGAUAGAUGAGCCUGAUGUCUUCCCUAUCUCACUGGAGUUCAGACACCACAGUUAUGUGGAAAUGAAAAGGUUGCUGAAGCAGACUGCGUCAAUCUGUGCAGAUAUAUCGUUAUUGUACACUCUGGGCCGUAGCUAUGAAGGCAAAGACCUUUACGUAAUUGAAUUCUCAGACAAUCCUGGUGAACAUGAAGAGCUUGAGCCAGAAUUUAAAUACAUUGCAAAUAUACAUGGCAAUGAAGCAUUGGGAAGAGAGCUUCUGAUUUACCUUGCACAGUACUUGUGCUCUGAGUACUUGAGUGGAAACCAAAGGAUUCAGACUUUGAUCAAUACCACCAGAAUCCAUCUUCUUCCUUCUUUGAAUCCUGACGGCUAUGAAAUAGCAUCUGAAGAGGGGCCUGGGUACAAUGGAUGGAUUACUGGACGGCCAAAUAUGCAAAGCAUCGACUUGAACAGAAACUUCCCAGACUUAACAACAGAGUUUUAUCGAGAAAGAAGAAAAAGGGGAGGCCGUGUUGAUCACAUACCAAUUCCAAGGUCAUACUGGAAGGGUAAGGUAGCACCUGAAACACGAGCAGUGUUAACAUGGAUGAAGAAAGUACCUUUUGUUCUGUCAGCAAGUUUGCAUGGUGGUGAUUUAGUGGCUAGUUAUCCUUUCGAUAUGUCAAGACUUCCAGAAGACAAGUUUUCUUCACCCACUCCAGAUGAUCAGAUGUUCAAGUUGUUGGCAAAGGCCUAUGCAGAUUUGCAUCCUGUUAUGUCAGAUACGUCAAAAGAUAGAUGUGGAGGGAACUUUGCUGAAGAAGGAGGCAUUAUAAAUGGAGCACAGUGGUACAGCUUUGCUGGAGGGAUGCAGGAUUUUAGCUACCUGCACACAAACUGUUUUGAGAUUACACUGGAGCUCAGCUGUGAGAAGUUUCCUGCUGAUGAGGAUCUCCCUACAGCUUGGAAUGAAAACAAGGAAGCCCUCUUGACCUACAUGGAAAUGGUGCACCGAGGAAUAAAAGGACUUGUAAUGGAUGAGAGAGGAAGGAAAAUUAAAGGAGCACGCAUCAAAGUUAGAGGGAUCCGUCAUGACAUCCUUUCAGUUGCCAAUGGAGAGUACUGGAGACUGCUCCCUCCAGGCACAUACUAUAUAAGUGCGUAUGCUCAAGGACACACACGGGUUUUGAAGAAAGUAUAUUUACCUGCCAAGAUGGAAGGAGCUGGUCGUGUAGACUUUGUUCUGCGUCGCCUGCAGCCCUAUAUUGAAAGUGAACAUUUGGAAGAGGAUAUAGAUGAAAUGGACUUGUUAGAUCAUCUUGAGAGGACUGAGAGGAGACAUGAAGAUGAAGAUGAUGAAUAUUCAAAUUCACGUGGAGGAAAGCCUUGGUGGUGGUCCUUCUUUGCUUCUUUGGGACAGAAUUCACCAGACUGGCUUUUAAGAAACAUGUAACUUCUGAUGUGGGUAUUAUAUUAAAUGGAGGUUGCACUAGCAAGUUUGCAUUAAUAAAUACAUCAGUGAUUUCUACUUCAGUAAAACAAAUUUAAUCCCCAUAUGAUCUGGGAAACAAAAUAAAUUUUGCAAACAUCUUUCAUUAAUCAUUUAAUUCUGAGAAGUCAAAUGUAAUUCAGUGUUCCUAACAUAAGAGGGCAUCUGUGAUCACAGUAUUAUGUAAUAAGUGCAAACUAGUGCAUUGUGAAUCAUAAUGUCCAAUGUAUGCUUGCAUAUUGUAGAACAUAUUGUCUAUAUCAAAUAAAAGGGUUUUGGGAGAUA
Hypanus sabinus (Atlantic stingray) is the source of this 2342-nucleotide messenger RNA. RefSeq names its product carboxypeptidase Z (gene cpz). Lineage: Eukaryota; Metazoa; Chordata; Chondrichthyes; Myliobatiformes; Dasyatidae. Bases 87 to 2021 code for a protein of 644 amino acids. Gene Ontology annotation, biological process: proteolysis. The record is from RefSeq and is a predicted model, not a curated record. Gene Ontology annotation, molecular function: zinc ion binding; protein binding; metallocarboxypeptidase activity. The transcript is spliced from 11 exons.